This is a messenger RNA of Caenorhabditis bovis, 3282 nucleotides long. The record is from the annotation of a GenBank genome assembly. Lineage: Eukaryota; Metazoa; Nematoda; Chromadorea; Rhabditida; Rhabditidae.
AUGCAAUGGCGACUUAACCAAAGGCGUUAUUCCGCAUAUCGACAAUACUGUUUAAAAAUAGCCACAUUUUUUGUUUUCUUCGUAUUUAUUUAUGAAGUCUUCUUCAAACAAAGUGCCAAUUAUUCUCAACAUCCGCAUUUCCUCUACUUAAAGAAACUAGAGUCAUUAGGUCAAGCAACAUGUGAUAUUCCUCAGCUUAAUCCAUGGGAUCCCUCGAUUCUAUCAUAUUACAACAAGCCUAAUCGAUUGGACUGCCAACCGAAACAAGACGAGAUUGUGGAAAAAUUUGAGAACGGCACAUUAUUUUUCAAUCCAUCUAAAAUCAAAAAUAUUGUUUGCACAUUAACUCCAAUCGAAAAAUUCGAAGGAGUCUCCGAUUCAGAUGUUGAUUUUAAACAGAAUAUUCCUAUUGAUUUCUCGAAAGGUUUCGCAAUACCUGUUGAUGAUGAAUUCUUUGAAGUGAAUUGCGAAUCAAAAGGAAUUAUUAAAAAAUCGGUCUUCAAAUAUCAUUAUGCACAAAUAAUAAGGAAAAAUGAAACGAUUUCGAAAAAACCAAUUGUUGAAGAGAGUGAGAAUUUUCCGAGUGUCAUCAUGAUUGGAAUUGAUUCAAUGUCAAAAAGUAAUUUUAUUCGGCAGUUACCGAAAACAUUUAAACACAUGAAAGACACUGGAUUUGUGGUAAUGAAUGGACACGUCAAAAUUCAUGAUAACACAUAUGGCAAUUUGAAUGCAAUUUUAAUGGGAAAACGAGCUGUCAGUGUUGUGGAAUUUCCAGCUGAAAUUGAAGAAAGUUGGGAUAUCGCAUUUGAUAAAUAUCCAUAUAUUUGGAAAAACUUUAGUGAUAAUGGAUACGCGACAUUUUUUGCUGAGGAUCGACCAGAUAUUGGAACAUUCUCAUACAAGGAGAAAUUGAAAGGAUUUUUGAAAAAGCCGACAAAUCAUUACAUGAGGACGUUUUGGAUUGCUGCAUUUUGGUCUCUAAUUGCCCGCAGAUCCUCUUCAUAUUGUUACGAUAAAAAACCAUUUCAUCAGAUAAUGUUCGACUAUUUGGAAGAUUUUGUGCAAAAAUAUGACGAUAAACGCAAAUUCGCAUUUUGGUGGACACAAGAUAUCAGCCAUGAUUUCCUUAAUUCGAUAGGCGCCAUUGAUGAUGAUUUCGAAGAUUUUUUCGUUCGCAACGAGAAUGUGCUUCAGAAUUCGAUAGUUAUCGUGUUCUCUGAUCACGGACAUCGCACAGAUCGCAUUCGCGAAACGGUUGUCGGUCGUCUUGAGUCUCGUUUGCCGUUUCAUGCGAUCCGAAUCCCGCAAAAUUUGCGCAAAAAAUAUCCGUGGAUCAUUGAGCGAUUAGAGAUCAACUCGAGGCAAAUGACCACCCAAUUCGAUGUGUAUGAGAGUCUUUUGAAAAUUGCACGAGGUAAAAUAACCAAGGAAAUGAAGCAAACUGAAAAGAAAAGAGCAUAUUCAUAUUUUGAUGAAUUCUCCCGACGAAAUGGAUGCAAUGAAGCCGGUGUUCCGUCGGAUUAUUGUCCGUGUUUUGCUGAAAUCGAAAUUCCAAAAAAAGAAGCGAUGCCGGCCGCAACACAAUUAGUCAAACUAAUCAAUGAGUUGUUGGAAAGUGCUGAAGUGCCAAAAGAAUAUGUCGAGGAUGCUCCAGACUAUUAUAUGUGCCAGCCGAUUGAAAUGGACUCUAUCGAUUAUGCAUCGGUCCGCCUUCCUUCAGGCAGUAUAUUUCAUAACAGCAAAGAUUUGGAUGUUCCUCUUCAACAUGCUUCUUUACAAUAUCGAAUAGUAAUUAAAGCGAAGCCACCAAGUAAUGCUUUAUUAGAAGGUUCGAUGUCGUUUAAUUUGGUUGAGAAUGAGUGGACAACAAAUACAGAAAUUGAACGCAACAAUAAGUAUGGAAACACCUCGUUUUGUGUCGACGAUAGAGUUCUCAAAAAAAUUUGUCAUUGUAUCUUACGAAGUUUUGUUCGGAAGCAUCCAGCAAAGAUGAGAAAUCGUUUCGAUCUCGUUCCGCCUCCCACAAAUUUGAUGCUAUCUUCUUUUGAUCCAUUUCAAGCAAGAUCGUGGUUGUCCAUUCAUCCUGUGAUCAUGGAUCUAGAAGACGCUCGUCUCUUAUAUCCAAUUGAGAAAAAAGCUCAUUAUUACAACCAACCGCAUUAUAACCGAUUCCUUCUAAUCGUCAUCGCCCUUCUAACAGUUGCUCUGCUAUUCACAUGGUCUUCUUCAAAUGCACCACAACCGAUGUCUUCAUUCCAAUUGCCUCAAAAUACAUACGGAAAGAAGGAACGAGUAUAUACGUCGGAAGUCGAACGAGCAUUGCACAAAGAAUCGGACGAAGUCAUUAAGCAAAAGUACUAUAAAGAUCCAGUAUCGUCACUUGAUGGACUUGGUUAUGAUUUUAAUAAGGAUGAGAAGCAAAAGCUUGAUCCUCGCUAUGAGAAGCUCAACAGCUUGCCGCAAUGCGAUCUUUCGAAAGAUCGCGAUGUUAUCGUGAACAAUGUCACCCAGAUCGUCGAUGCGUUUCAUGACUGUAUCAAGCCGAUUGUUGAACAAUGGAGAGGAAAACCACACCAGAUGAUUCUUGAUUGGGUGACGCACACUCAGAAAUGCGAUAAUAUUCCAGAGUUUGCAAAUUUGAAUAUUGACAAAUUCUUGAACAAACACGAAACGAAAUGGACAAUUUUACCAAAAUGCAAGGAAGAGAAUAGCAUGGUAACCCUUGGAGUUGGUCAUGAUACUCUGGCCGAGGAAAGAUUGAAUGUGACUCUUCCGAACACCAAAUUUUACGGAGCUGAUCCAAUGAUUGAGCCGAACAUGCAGCUUUAUUCGGCUUUUGGAAAAUUCUUCCCGUUCGCGAUUGGACGUAAAGCCGGAAUGACAAGGUUCCGAGUUCUUCCAAACCAGAAUCAGAAGACAAGAAGAUAUUUGUGGCAAGAUGUCACUACAAUCGAUAUUGUUUAUUUUCUACACAACAUUUUGGGACUUCGUAGGAUUGAUAUUUCUUGGAUUGACAUUGAAGGAGGUGAAUUCGAGUUCAUCGAUUAUCUGAAUAAGGGCGGACCAUUCGAUGAGAUGGAUAUUUCCAUUUGUCAGUUCAAUAUGAAGGUGCAUACUGCGUACAUGCCAAAGGGAGAAACCAUAUUCCACGACUUCAUUUUCCAAGCUCUUCAGGAACGUCGUUGGGUGUUCUUGAAGCCGUUGCCAACCGGCACUGGAGUUUUCAGAAUGUUCUUCUUGAAUAUGGAAAAUAAGGAAUGUGUUCGCAAAUUUGUGCAAUAA